AUGGUGUCUGUACGAUCUGUGUUCGUGGCUCUAACCAUUCUUUCCAUGGAUCUAAGGAUCUCUCAAGCCAGACCUCAUGUCACUUUGAACGAGCAAUCAAUUGUUGAUUACCACCAACAAUGGAUGACUCAAUUCUCUCGAGUUUACAAGGAUGAAUCCGAGAAAGAAAUGAGGCUUAAAGUGUUCAAGAAAAACUUGAAAUUCAUUGAGAACUUCAAUAAUAUGGGGAACCAAAGCUAUACACUUGGUGUCAACGAGUUCACGGAUUGGAAAACAGAAGAGUUCCUUGCGACCCACACCGGCCUCCGCGUUAACGUAACUUCACUAUCCGAACUAUUUAAUAAAACGAAGCCAUCAAGGAAUUGGAACAUGAGUGAUAUCGACAUGGAAGACGAAAGCAAAGACUGGAGAGACGAAGGAGCUGUAACACCUGUUAAAUAUCAAGGAGCAUGUCGUUUGACAAAGAUAUCUGGCAAAAAUCUAUUAACACUGUCCGAACAACAGCUAAUAGAUUGCGACAUAGAGAAAAACGGUGGUUGCAAUGGCGGAGAAUUUGAAGAAGCUUUCAAGUACAUAAUAAAAAACGGAGGCGUUUCUUUAGAAACGGAAUACCCUUACCAAGUGAAAAAGGAGAGUUGUCGUGCCAACGCCAGACGCGCCCCACAUACACAGAUUAGAGGGUUUCAAAUGGUUCCAAGCCACAACGAGCGUGCGUUGCUCGAGGCCGUAAGAAGACAGCCCGUCUCGGUGUUGAUUGACGCAAGAGCGGACAGUUUCGGUCAUUACAAAGGGGGAGUGUACGCUGGGCUGGACUGUGGGACAGACGUGAAUCAUGCAGUGACGAUCGUUGGGUACGGAACGAUGAGUGGGCUCAACUACUGGGUUCUUAAGAACUCUUGGGGUGAGAGUUGGGGAGAAAAUGGUUACAUGAGGAUCCGUAGAGAUGUGGAGUGGCCUCAAGGAAUGUGUGGUAUAGCUCAGGUUGCUGCUUAUCCGGUUUUUUAA
This is a messenger RNA of Arabidopsis thaliana (thale cress), 1005 nucleotides long. Its product is annotated as Cysteine proteinases superfamily protein. Lineage: Eukaryota; Viridiplantae; Streptophyta; Magnoliopsida; Brassicales; Brassicaceae. The transcript has 2 exons. Gene Ontology annotation, biological process: proteolysis. The coding region runs from base 1 to 1005 and encodes 334 amino acids. The record is from RefSeq and is marked reviewed. Gene Ontology annotation, molecular function: cysteine-type endopeptidase activity; cysteine-type peptidase activity.